ACUGCUCUGGAGGGGGAAAUAAUUCCGACAUGCCUGCCGUGCUUGGAUACUGGGACAUUCGAGGGCUAGCACAGCCAGCCAGACUGUUGCUACAUUAUGUAGGGCAAGAAUUUGAAGACAAACGCUACGAGACCGGACCAGCACCUGACUUCAACAAAGAUUCCUGGAAUAAUGAGAAGUUUUCACUGGGACUCCCUUUUCCGAAUCUCCCAUACUUUAAAGACGGAGACACUAAGAUAGUCCAGAGCAAUGCCAUUAUGAGAUCGAUUGCACGAAAACAUAACCUUUGUGGUACGACGGAAGACGAAAUGGUGAAGUGCGACAUUAUGGAGAACCAGUCGAUGGAUUUCAGAAAUGGUUUCGUCAGAUUAUGCUACAGUCCGGACUACGAAACUCUGCGACCAGAAUACCUGAAGUCUCUUCCAGCUACGCUGAAGCUAUUGUCAGACUUCUUGGGUGAAAAUCCAUGGUUUGCCGGAAAAAACUUAACAUUUGUGGACUUCAUCAUGUAUGAACUGUUGGACCAACACCGACUGUUUGAACCUACAUGUCUUGACGAUUACAAGAACAUGAGGGAUUUCCUCGACAGAUUUGAGGCUCUACCUGCUAUUAAAAAAUACAUGAAAUCCGAGCAAUUUAGCAAAUGGCCUGUGAACAAUAAGAUGGCAAAAUGGGGUGGAAAUUAAGACAUCACUCUCUGUACAUUCUUCUUAUUCAGAAUUUGUUGAGACUUUCUUAAACCAAGUUCAGAACCUUGCUAUUUUCAAUAAGCAGUCAAUACUUUUUUCAUUAAUUCCGUCGGAAUUAAUCAUGUUCUCUUAUUGCUUUAAAGGACCAAACGGUUUUCAAGACAAUUUAUUUAACUUGCUAUUUGAUGGACUCUCGCCUUUGAUUUCUAUACUUCAUGCUCGUGAUCACGAGCUCAAUGAUUAAUAGAUGUCAGAACUCUAAUAAGGAAAUAAGGAAGCAGUUUAUGUAGACGUGUUCCUUCAAUGGACAACCUAUUGUAUUUGAUAUUUUAAAAAUGCAAACAAAUGA
Lingula anatina is the source of this 1038-nucleotide messenger RNA. Its product is annotated as glutathione S-transferase Mu 1-like. The record is from RefSeq and is a predicted model, not a curated record. Gene Ontology annotation, biological process: glutathione metabolic process. Gene Ontology annotation, molecular function: glutathione transferase activity. Lineage: Eukaryota; Metazoa; Brachiopoda; Lingulata; Lingulida; Lingulidae.